This is a messenger RNA of Etheostoma spectabile (orangethroat darter), 684 nucleotides long. RefSeq lists its product as uncharacterized. The record is from RefSeq and is a predicted model, not a curated record. Lineage: Eukaryota; Metazoa; Chordata; Actinopteri; Perciformes; Percidae. The coding region runs from base 1 to 684 and encodes 227 amino acids. The transcript has 4 exons.
AUGGAGGUGCCACUGCUGGACCAGGUGCGCAUGGAGCACAUCUGGCGUGUGCAGCAACGCCACGUCAAGUGCAUCCAGGACCUGCCUGGUGUGCAGCUUCAUACAGAGACGAGUACCACCAAGAAGGGGGGUGUUGUCCUGAGAACUAGUGCAAAUGCGCUGAAUUUCCAUCUUUACCUCCUGGAAGGCCUGAACAGGUGGAACCAGGAUCGGGGGAGUGCGGCGGUGACCAGUAGGCCAUCGUCUCUGCUCACCUACGCCGGGCAUGUGACCCAGUGCGUCAACAGCAGCAGCUUGAAGGUGUUUGGCCGGCCAUUUGUGCCAAACUUCAGGCCACCCUCCAAAUACACUGGAGAGCUGCUUGGUGUUGACUACCUGUUAAGUCAGACUGGGCAGCCCCUGCAGGUCAGCCCUGACUCAGAGGAGACAGAAGACAUGCUGGAGGAUGUGGACGGGGGCGAGGAAGACAAUGAAGGCUUUGAGGAAGACCAAACAACUGACCUCACAAUGUCAGGUCUCCUUGAUGACCUAAGUGUCUCAACACAGCCUGUCUUCUCCAUCCUUGCUGCCUCCUCCCUGGCUGCUGCCUCCUCCCUGGCUGCUCCUAUCCAGCCUGCCAUCUCCUGCAUGGCUGCGGAUGUGUCUGGGGCUGUGGAUGAGUGGACAGCUUGGCAGAAUAUCUAG